This is a messenger RNA of Pelmatolapia mariae (spotted tilapia), 2021 nucleotides long. RefSeq names its product telomere repeat binding bouquet formation protein 1 (gene terb1). Gene Ontology annotation, molecular function: protein binding. Bases 1 to 1959 code for a protein of 652 amino acids. NCBI's taxonomy places the organism in Eukaryota, Metazoa, Chordata, Actinopteri, Cichliformes, Cichlidae. Gene Ontology annotation, biological process: meiotic attachment of telomere to nuclear envelope; homologous chromosome pairing at meiosis. The transcript has 19 exons. The record is from RefSeq and is a predicted model, not a curated record.
AUGGAUAAGACUAAGAUUUGCAGCAACCGGCGAAAUACUAUUAAGACAGAUCUCAGUUUGCUGCUGGAGUGUCUCAAGUUUCAGAUGAAAUGCCCCGAUUUACAGAAGCAAGCCCUUCUCACUAUUCAUUCAAUCUGCGAAAAGAGAGAGGAUAAUGUGGACCUGCUAAGAGAAAUGGGAGGUGUGGCAUUUGUUUAUAACCUCUCCAAAUCCAGCAUUGUUCAUCCAGAUGUUAAGGAGACUGCACUCUUUACACUUGGCACACUGGCAGAGGCCAACGUCUACUGCAAGAAUUCUCUGUGCAAAAAGGAGACAUUUGCAGACCUUGCUGAUUGUCUAAUGAAAGAGGACAUCCCGCUGAAACAGAAGCGACUCUCUGUUUAUUUGCUGCUUGUGCUGGUAGCCAACAACAAAUUAGGACAGACUUUGGCUCAGACCAGUGGCUGCCUGGACAUUCUACUGAAUCUCUUCAGGGCCACUUUCCCCAUCUCCACAGAAGCCACUUUCAGAGCAGCUAAUGCUACUCAAACUUACCAGCUUUGGACGUCUGUGUCCAGUGCUCUUUGUGGAUGUGUAAACAACCCUCAGAAUGAGGAGGGUCAGCGUAUUUGUGUGGCAGCGUUUCCUGUGAUUAAAAUCUGGCUUCAGCAGCUUACUUUUCCACAGACUGAAAUUUUUCAGCCAAUAUGCACAUUCAUAGCAAUGACAGUGGCCAACAACUCCUGUGUUCAGGAGAGUUUUUCUGCCUGUGGGGGAUUAGAAACUCUCGCUCUUACCCUGGGUCAUCUAGCUUCUGCUGCAGAUACAAGCUUAUUGUCUUGCCAGCUUUCUGUCAUUAUAUCCAAGACUCUGUCAGCUUGCAUCACUGAUAACUCUUCUCUGGCUUCAGGUCUGGCGCAGUAUGGCGUGGUCUUACACCUUUUCUCUUUGCUGGCUAGUCCACACUUGGACCCAGAAGACAGGCUUCCUAUUUUACUAAGCCUUGGUUACUGCACUGAGGCCUCUGAGAAACACCAGUCCCAGCUGAUAUGGUGUGGAGGGCUCCCCAUUAUCAUAACUUUACUCACAGAGGAUUCAAGUGAGGAGGUUAGGAGGGCUGCUACAUUCAUAUUGCAAACUUGCAAAAAGGCCACUAUGUGCUCAGGAGUGGGUGAUCCGAUAGCAAAACAGGCUGAAAAUGUGGAAGCCCCUAAACACAUUGAGGAGUUCAGGAGUUCAGCCAGAGAAAUGCUACACAGGAUUAACCUGCUAGAGAAGAGAAGGGAUGUCGAGGAGUUACAGCAUACUGAUAUGAAGAACGUGAUCAAAGCCCCAGUUCCUUUUAGUCGAUGUGCAGCCUGUGUGUUACCUUUUGAGGAAGUGACCAGUCACAAUUUUGAGUCUCUCCAAAGCUCUUGCCACCAAAGCUGUGACAGGCACAAGGUUCUCCGAGAGGCCACCGAGCGCUUCAGAAUGCAUCACUGCAGGCUCAUGUUUGAGAAGGAGCACCAGGAUCCCGCUGAGGCUGAGAGAUAUUCAACAGCAGAGCCACAACAAACCUGCAAAAACUGGACUGGACCUUCUGAAGGUGAAGUAAAGGUAAAUAACAAGAACACUCUGCCUGAGCACCGAUGGAGAAAGCACAAUGGCGUCACAUUGGUUCCACUACAAAGAAGAGCUAGAAAGACAACAUUCGCCUCUCAUAACAGGACUGAUAUUGAGAUGGGAGGGAGGAGUGGUCACAAUAACAAUCAGCUGAAGAUUGGCAUAGAUCACAGUUCCACUAAAAGGAAGAGAAAGGACUUCAGCUGUGAGGAGGUGGGCUACCUGCUGUCUGGAGUAAAGACGUAUGGCUUCUCUUGGAACUUAAUCUUGUGGUCAUAUCCCUUCCAGCCUGGGCGCACCAAUGUUGACUUGGCCAAGAAGUACAGGCGACUAAUGAAAUGUAAGGCCCAGGAUGCCAGCCGUGCAGAUUCUUGAUCCUUGUUCAACCUAGGAUUUGUAGAUCAGCUGAAUGGAUUUACCUGUGAGGCCUUCAUUCU